This is a messenger RNA of Trichomycterus rosablanca, 4440 nucleotides long. RefSeq names its product ArfGAP with GTPase domain, ankyrin repeat and PH domain 1 (gene agap1). Gene Ontology annotation, molecular function: GTPase activator activity; GTP binding; GTPase activity. Lineage: Eukaryota; Metazoa; Chordata; Actinopteri; Siluriformes; Trichomycteridae. The record is from RefSeq and is a predicted model, not a curated record. Gene Ontology annotation, biological process: activation of GTPase activity. The transcript is spliced from 19 exons. The coding region runs from base 65 to 3670 and encodes 1201 amino acids.
GCCCUGAUAGUCCUCCCAGUGUUUUCAUCAGUGUCUCUUAUUAUAUACCCCACACGUUUGAAUCAUGUAUCUCCUUGAUGGUAAUUGCGUGGAAAGGAUGGAGCGGGGCACACCACAAAGAAAAACUGUCUACAGGAUCUCCCUCACCUUGGUAAAAAGGGAGACCUUGCAGGACGGCUCUGCGGUCCAUAGGCGCCCGGAGAACCCCAAGGUGAGUGCAUACCGCCGUGAAGGCUCAUCCGAAAUCCAGCGGAGCUGUCUCCUCGAAGAGGUCAAAGAAGUGGACGACGAAUCGGACGAAUUCUCCUCCCAGGCGUACCGAAACUUCCGGACUUUUAGCACCGGACAGCUGGAACUCAGUAGGUCGAAAUCUCGCAAGGUGCGCCGCUUGCGUAAAGAUAACUCCCUGGAUGCAACUGAAGUGUGCAUCCAGACAUCACCAGAGCACAAAAAGAAUGGAAUAAACAAUACAGACAGACUUGAGACUGAUGAAAGUGGGGGCAUUAAGAAGGCAGAACUGAUCCUUCCGACUUCCAGGAGCGCCGAAGAGCAGGUCAGCCACUGUUCCCAAGUGUCCAAAGAUAUAGAGGACGCACCAAAAGCUGACAAGCUGCCAAAAGACAGCAGCAUUGCAGCCCUUCUUGCCAAGGUGAAUGGAAAUGCCACCAAGCAAGUCCCCCAGACCCCACCAGCAAAGAGACACCCGAGCCUGCUGCGCCGUAGUUUCAGCUUUCGCCACUGGGCCGGCGGGGAGCUUCUGCGCCUCCGUGCCCUGUCCAAAGAGAAGCACCACAGCAGCUCGGGCUGCAUUGGCCGCGAUGAGACCCAGUCGCAGUCCGCCGUGAUCCUGCAAAACCCAGCUGUCGAGGAGAACGACACUUCGGAUAUGGACGAGGUAUUCUGCGAUUCAUACUCCCCAAAAGAGCAUAUUCGCAGGGAUCGUGCCCUGGCUAAAAACCGAACGCUGGACAACAGUGACCUUCUCAGGCUCUCUGAGAAACCUUUAGUGGAAAAGGAAGGCUUUCUGCGAGCGGCCGGCUCCCGUUCUAGUGGACAUGACCGCAGGCUUUUACGCUUCUUCAGUGGCAUCUUCUUGAAAAAGGAUGGCACAUCUACUCCAGUGAGCAGCCCCAGCAAUCGGAGUCUCCGCAAGAACGGCCUGCUGGCUUCCCAGAAAAGGGCCACGAUGGGCUGUUCUGAGUCCAGCUCUGAAAGUGUGAACGGCUUUCUGCGGGACGAUGCCUUUGUAAACAGUCAGGAAUGGACCCUGAGUCGAGCCGUACCAGACCUCAAAGUGGGUAUUGUUGGGAAUUUGGCCAGUGGAAAGUCAGCCCUGGUGCACAGGUAUCUGACAGGCACUUAUGUACAGGAGGAGAGUCCAGAAGCUGACGUUGAUGCAGGUGGACGCUUCAAAAAGGAGAUUGUAGUGGAUGGCCAGAGUUAUCUCCUCCUUAUCAGGGAUGAAGGGGGCCCUCCAGAGGCCCAGUUCGCGUUAUGGGUGGAUGCGGUGAUCUUUGUUUUCAGUUUAGAAGAUGAACUCAGCUUUCAGACGGUGUAUCACCACUACAGCCGCAUGGCCAACUACCGCAACACUGCUGACGUGCCCUUGGUGCUAGUGGGAACUCAGGAUGCUAUCAGUGCAGCUAACCCUCGUGUUAUUGACGAUGCUCGAGCACGUAAGCUUUCUAAUGACCUGAAGAGAUGCACGUACUACGAGACUUGUGCCACAUAUGGCCUCAACGUGGAGCGCGUCUUUCAGGAUGUGGCUCAGAAGAUCGUCGCAACCCGGAAGAAGCAGCAGCUGUCAAUCGGGCCCUGCAAGUCCCUGCCCAAUUCACCCAGCCACUCUUCGGUCUGUUCUGCACCCGUCGCAGCAGUACACAUCACUCAGACGAGUAAUGGAGGAGGCAGUCUGAGCGAUUACUCCUCGUCCGUACCCUCCACUCCCAGCACUAGUCAGAAGGAGCUGCGAAUCGACGUGCCACAGACAUCCAACACACCGACGCCAGUCCGGAAGCAGUCCAAACGCCGUUCCAACCUGUUCACGUCUCGCAAGGCGAGUGAACCAGACAAGGAGAAGAAAGGAGUGGAGGGUCGAGCGGACAGCAUCGGAAGCGGCCGCGCAAUCCCAAUUAAGCAGGGAAUGCUGUUAAAGAGAAGUGGCAAGUCUCUGAACAAGGAGUGGAAGAAGAAAUAUGUCACACUUUGUGACAAUGGUGUUCUUACCUACCACCCCAGCCUGCAUGACUACAUGCAGAACGUACAUGGGAAGGAGAUUGACCUGCUGCGCACUACGGUCAAGGUUCCAGGAAAAAGACCCCCCAGGGCUAUCUCUACCUGCGCUGCCCCGGGCCCCAAAACCAAUGGUCUUGCCAAAGACAUGAGUAACCUACAGCUGGCUCCUGCUCCAGGCUCCGUCAGCAGUAGCUCUUCAGUAUCCCAGAUGGCCAGUGGCAUCAGCCUGGUGUCGUUCAACACCCGGCCAGAUGGCAUGCACCAGCGCUCUUACUCUGUGUCCAGUGCCGAUCAGUGGAGUGAGGCUACAGUCAUCGCCAACUCGGGGGUCAGCACAGAUACUGGUCUGGGAGACUCGGUCUGCUCCAGUCCCAGUAUAUCCAGCACUACCAGUCCUAAGAUGGACCCUCCUCCAUCGCCGCACGCCAACCGCAAGAAACACCGCCGGAAGAAGAGCACCAGCAAUUUCAAAGCUGAUGUCUUCUCCGGUACAGCGGAAGAACAAGAGGAGAACUUUGAGUUCAUCAUCGUGUCUCUGACGGGCCAGACGUGGCACUUUGAAGCAACGUCGUAUGAGGAACGUGAUGCCUGGGUACAGGCCAUCGAGAGUCAGAUCCUGGCCAGCCUGCAGUCCUGUGAGAGCAGCAAGCAAAAGUCACGUCUGACCAGCCAGUCUGAAGCAAUUGCACUGCAGUCAGUCAGGAGCAUUAGAGGAAACUCGCGCUGUGUGGACUGUGAAGCACAAAAUCCUGAUUGGGCCAGUCUUAACCUGGGUGCUUUGAUAUGUAUCGAGUGUUCAGGGAUCCACCGUAACCUCGGCACCCACCUGUCCCGAGUGCGCUCUCUUGACCUGGAUGAGUGGCCUCUCGAGCUCAUCAAGGUCAUGUCAGCCAUCGGCAAUGACCUGGCAAAUAGUGUGUGGGAAGCCAACGCGCAGGGACGUUUAAAGCUCGCCCCAGAUGCCAGCAGGGAGGAACGAGAGCGUUGGAUCCGAGCUAAGUAUGAGCAGAAGCUGUUUUUAGCAUCCCUGCCAUGUGUGGAACUGACCCUGGGUCAGCAGCUCCUGCGAGCCACCGCUGAGGAGGACCUGCGUUUGGUGGUGCUGCUGCUAGCACACGGUUCACGGGAUGAAGUGAAUGAGACGUGCGGCGAGGGAGACGGUCGCACCGCACUGCACCUGGCCUGCCGCAAAGCCAGCGUAGUGCUCACGCAGCUCCUCAUCUGGUACGGGGUAGACAUCAUGGCGCGAGACGCCCAUGGCAACACAGCCCUGGCAUACGCUCGCCAAGCCAACAGCCAGGAGUGCGUGGACGUGUUGCUGCAGUACGGCUGCCCGGACGAACGUUUCCCGCUCAUGGCCACGCCCAACCUGUCACGACGAAACAACAACCGCAACAACAGCUGCAGCAGCACGAGCAGCGCCGCCCUUAUCUGACCUACGCAAACACUACAUUACACCUAAGAAUGAACCACAUAUGUGCAUAUACACUCAUGAAUACAACCACUUACCCUCCAGCUGACUCUGAUUCUCUCACCGUCCCUCUGUUUCACUGCACACACAGCUUUCUAAUCGAAGAAAAGAAUAUAGUACACUCACUGUAAUAAAUGUCCACCAAGAUAAAGAUGAAACACUAAUAAACCACUUCACCUGACCAAUCCCUGUUUCACCUGCCUAACCAACCUACCCUGUCAGGUGACACCUUGGUGAAUUUGCACCCAGGUGUGAUCUUCAGGCUGACCACUUUUAAUGAAUAAACUCAGUCAGAGCUUGCUGCUGCUUCCAACUAAUGCUGCAAGAUGCAUGAUUGGAGAUAUAGACCUUUUCCGUCCCUUUUCUGUGGCUGAAAUGGACAGGAAGUGACGCAGGAUCCCAGGAGGACCCAAAGAACGUCGGCAGAUGUCUUCUGAACGGUGCUUUCGUCUGCACGUGUCCAUACUUCACCUAAUUUUCAGUGCCCCAAAACCUUCAGUUUAUUGUGAAUAUCAGUUUUUCUACCAAUUUAUGUCCUUCUUUCAUUUUUUAAUAAUGUGAAAAAUACAUGGUCAUAAAAACCAGGUGGGAUAACAUGAAGAGGAAUCGUUUUAAACUUUUUAGAUUAUUCUAAGGAGAUAUUCUUUGUGUGGAGCUCAUUGGGCAUUGAGGACCAGUGCAGGGCUUGUUAUCUAAACCAUUAAUGAUUCCCACUAGUUUUGUGCUUGUAAUCU